UCGGGGCCUGGGUCAAAAGGAGCUGCUCUGAGCGGCUUUCCUUUGUGUGUUAUGAAGGUAGGACUCGAUACAUUGUAAAUGAUGCGUACAUGUGUGACAACAUCAGGAUUUGUCGUUGGAGAUCUUCAGGACACAUUUGUUGACUCAAUAAUUCAAACAUUCGUAGUAUUCGUAGUGGGACUGAACUCCGCUCCUUCCCGAACCUCAGAUCGCUUCCCCGGCCGCGUCGACGUGACCAGGCUCACCUCUCAGAGUGCCGUUCUGACGUGGCUCCCCUUUCCUGGCACCAUCGACCGCUACCAGGUUGAAGUCGAGGUCGGCGGAGAGCUCAAGGUCAACCAGAUGGUGACCAACGCGACAAGCCUCGACCUUGCCGACCUGACGCCGGGAUCCCUCCACGCGGUCCGCGUGUUCCCGGUUAAGGGCCAGAGAGAAAAGCACCCGCAGCAGACCGCCUUCUACACCAGACCCAACAAAGUGGAGAACCUCGCCGCCGUCCAAGUGACCGAAACCAGCGUGGCCCUGAACUGGAGCAAACCGGACGGAAACGUGGAACUCUACAGCGUCGAAUCCGAGGGCGUGGAGACGGGUCGAAGCCAAACGGAGGGCACCGUGGUCGUCAACUUGACCCCCGGGACGCUGCACACUUUCGCCGUCCUCUCGGCGGUCAACGGCAGCUCCACCAGGAGCGACGAGUCCAGCGUCGCAGCGUACACCAGGCCCGGGAAGGUGUCCGGCCUGCAGGUGUCAGGGAACACGCACUGCUCAGUGGUGCUGAAGUGGGUGAAACCCAAGGGACACACCACCGGUUACAGAGUGAAGGCCACGACGGCUAGUGGUGAUCCUCCUUGCCUGCUGUUUAGUGGAAAUGUGACGCAAACGGAGGUGAAGGUGACGUCGCUGCCGCCCGGCACAAGGAUAAAACUCACCGUGACGGCCCUGACGAACCAUGACGCUCUGGAGGGAGACAACGUGACCAUCGACAGCUACACCAGUAACUCCGGGCUUCUGGUUUAGCCCUUUUUUUCAGUUUUUUUUCCUUUGAACUGUCGCAUCUCACUGAUCUGAUCUGACUAAUUGUGACUCCUCCGUGCAGCUCCCAACCCGGUUUCAAACCUGUCUUUGACCUCCACGCACAACACCCUCGAAGCCCGUUGGAGCCCUCCC
Molecule: messenger RNA, 1167 nt
Organism: Pungitius pungitius (ninespine stickleback)
Lineage: Eukaryota; Metazoa; Chordata; Actinopteri; Perciformes; Gasterosteidae
Product: receptor-type tyrosine-protein phosphatase eta-like
Exons: 4
Coding region: 79-1017 (312 amino acids)
Molecular function (GO): protein binding
Source: RefSeq, a predicted model, not a curated record